CACAUACCUAGGGAAGAUAUGAUGGAUGAAAACUACACAUGGUGUUAUAGAUAGAGCCGGCAGAUUCUGGCAGAACUGCGCUGUACAUGUACUAGCUUAAUAAUGAUAAUAGACCAAAAGUCACUCUUACGCUCGCUCUUCAGUGUGUCUGCGAUGGCCUGCGUUUUCUCGCUUGCGUCUGUUUUUCUGCCGGACGCUGCAGGCGGUCAGCGAGCCAUCACGCCAAGCCGCUACCUUAGCGCCGUCGGCGCCCACACGAAUUUCGCUCUGGAUGCUUUCUCUGCGAACUUCGACAAUACUAACCCAACAGCUCAACACCACCACAACCUCAGUGUUCAGUCAAAAUGGGCAUUGACCUCGACCGCCAUCAUGUUCGAGACGGGCACCGCAAGGUGCCCAAGUCCGACAACCCCUACGUGAAGUUGUUGGUGCGCCUGUACAAGUUCCUUGCCCGCCGAACCGACGCGCCCUUCAACAAGGUUGUCCUCCGCCGUCUCAUGAUGUCCAAGAUCAACCGUCCCCCGGUCUCUCUCUCCAAGAUCGUCGCGACCGCUGCCAACAAGCACUCCGCGAAGACCCACGAGGGCAAGACCGUUGUCAUCGUUGGCACCGUCACCGACGACAACCGUCUCCUUGAGCUCCCCAAGCUCUCCGUUGCGGCUCUCCGCUUCACUGCAUCCGCCCGUGCCCGCAUCGAGAAGGCCGGCGGUGAGGUCCUCACCAUCGAUGAGGUUGCCACCCGCUUCCCCACCGGUGCCAACACCCUCCUCCUCCGUGGCCCCAAGAACGCCCGUGAGGCCGUCAAGCACUUCGGCAUGGGUCCCCACAAGAACAAGAAGCCCUACGUUCAGUCCAAGGGCCGCAAGUUCGAGCGCGCUCGUGGACGCAGGCGGUCGCGUGGUUUCAAGGUCUAA
Paraphaeosphaeria sporulosa is the source of this 914-nucleotide messenger RNA. RefSeq names its product ribosomal protein L18e. Bases 345 to 914 code for a protein of 189 amino acids. Gene Ontology annotation, biological process: translation. Gene Ontology annotation, molecular function: structural constituent of ribosome; RNA binding. Gene Ontology annotation, cellular component: ribosome; cytosolic large ribosomal subunit. The record is from RefSeq and is a predicted model, not a curated record. NCBI's taxonomy places the organism in Eukaryota, Fungi, Ascomycota, Dothideomycetes, Pleosporales, Didymosphaeriaceae. The transcript has 4 exons.